UAUAAAACGGGCCCCCGAGCUGUGAUUAUCAUCGGAGAAGCGCGAGAUAACUGAAGCAGAGCAGCAGCAGCAGCAGCGAAACUAAACAACACCAGAAUGUUCACCACAGUGCUGAUAGUGGGAAUUGCCAUCGCUGGAAUGGUGACGAGCCAACCACCGCCACCGGAUGCAUCCUGCUUCCAACCGGACCGCACCGUAACGGUGGACGAUUGUUGCCGUAUGCCGCGAUCGUUCAGCCAAGCCGUGAUGGACAAGUGCAGCGCCCAGCGCCCAACCCAGAUGCCGGCACCGGGUGUACCCCGUACGGAGGGUUGUUGCAUGAUGCAGUGCAUCUUGACGGAGAUCGGUGGAUUCGCUAACAAUGUGCUGAAUACGGACGCGAUCAAGAGCGCACUGGCUGGUACGUUGGGUGCGGAUGCGACGCUGGCACCGCUGGUUGGCACUACGGUCGAUAACUGCGCUCGCCAGAUACAGAACGAUCCGGCGUAUGCUGUGGCACCGAUUUCUGCUUCUCCGGACCGUGCCGGGUGUAGCUUCGUACCGCAGGGCUUCAUGAACUGUCUCCACUCGACGCUGUUCAAGAGCUGCCCCAGCAGCCUGUGGACAGAGAGCAGCGAUUGUCAGGGAUUGAAGCAGAAGAUCGAUAGUGGAUGUCCCUUCUUCGCUCUCCGUGGCCGUGGCCCACCAAACUAAUGGGCGUGCACCGGCACCACCGCUCUCUUCUUGACCCCCAAAACCACCCGGAACGAAAUGGCGUUUCCUGAAUAAACCUAUUAGC
Anopheles aquasalis is the source of this 778-nucleotide messenger RNA. Its product is annotated as general odorant-binding protein 67. Lineage: Eukaryota; Metazoa; Arthropoda; Insecta; Diptera; Culicidae. The record is from RefSeq and is a predicted model, not a curated record.